AUGACGAAAAAGGAGGGAACAAGAAAGGAACGCCAGGAGCAGGAGGUGCUUGAGCAGCUGGACGGCGAGGACGUGCACCAGCCCUAUGCCUUUCUGCGCGGUGAGUGUGGGCGGCGCUUCGUGUGCACGGGGCAGCCCAUCCACUUGGCGGCCGGCCGUGGCCUUGACUCCAUGGUUUCCCUGUUGCUGGAACACCGGGCAGACAUUGACAGCACAGUGCAGGAGGGCUGUCACAGCGGCAAGAGCGUGCUGCAUGUGGCGGUGUACGGCGAGGGCAGGGGUGGCAGGUGCAGCACGUUGGAGCUGCUGUGCCAACGCGGGGCGGACCUCUCCAAAUGCACCAGCGAUGGUCUGACCUCGCUGCAUUUGGCCUUCCAAACGGGAAACGUGGACACGGUGCGCUUCGUGCGGUCCCACGUGGCCUUGGAGGACAUCACCGGGUCCAAUGCCUCGGGGUACACUCCGCUGGAGAUGGGCAUCAAGUUCGGGCGCAUGGGCCAGGAGCAGCUGGUGCGCGCGGCCGCGGUGAACUUGUCCAGUCUGAAGACCUUCAUCUACCACGCCGCCGAGUGCAUCCCCAUGUUCUUGAGCGCCUCCUGGGCCGUGUGGAGUGCGGAGAUCGGGAUGCAGCUGAAGCAGAAGGACGUGGUGCAUUUGCUGACCUCGCACUCAGAGGCAGCCGCGGCGGUCCUGGACAAGUUCACCUACCCCGUGCACAUCACCAUGGAAGAAUGGCACGACCAGCGGUCCCAUGUUCUGCAGGACAUGGAGUCGCAUGCGUUUCACGGCCGCGACACCUUCAGCGCCUUCUACGCCAAGGACAUGGAGUGGAGCGAGUGGCAUGACGAGCUGCAGACCUUCAGAGAGCCGCCCCACGUGCUGAAGUGCCACAUCCCCGGCCUCAUCUCUCCGACCUUCUUCAGUGCCCUGAAGGCCUGCGGUAACCUGGACAUCUUCGGCAACGUCACGGUGCGCGCGGCCAUCAGCUACGUCUUCUGGCAUGGAUCCAUCUGGGUGGACGUGGCACAGUUCAUCGUGAGCUUCUGGGGCCUCAUGCUGCUCAUGAUCGAGGGCCGGAUCGUGCACGAAGCAGCCAUCACCGAGAUGAGUGGAGCUGGCCACACGGAUUUUGACCACGCCAUGGAUGGGGUCUUCUCUCCCAGCUUCGGGCCGGAGCGGUACAAGUACGGCGUGGUGGCCGACUGGAUCAUCGCCAAGGGCUUUGUGGAUUUGUUGCUGGAGUUUUCGCAGUUCUUCGGAAGCUGGAAGAUGGGCGACCUGUCUGCCUACUCCAACCUGGGAAACCUUUGGGAUCUCUUCCGCAGUUUGGUGCCACUCAUGCUGUUGUGCUUCAGCACGUCUCGCAUCAUCCAUCUUCUCAUCGUGCUCAUCUACUGGACGCGACUCCUGGAGGGCAUCACAUACUGGAAGCCCAUGGGCUUGGCCCUGCUGCCGCUGUCCAAGCUGGCCGGGGGCCUGAUGCCCCCGAUCAUUCUGAUGCUCUUCGGGUUCUUUGCACUGACCCACGCCAUGUACACCAUCCAGCUGAGUCCCAAGUUCUGGCCGGACACCUUGUGGGACUCCUUCAGCCUGCUCAUCACCCAGGGCCUGCCGGAGGCUCAGCCAGAGGACAUUCUCGAGCUGGUGUUGCUCUACGGGGGGGUCUUGUUCUUCUCGGUGUUCAUGCUGAACAUCUUCAUCGGCGUGAUCAGCGAGCAGUACACCCAGGAGAAGGAGCAGGCCCUGGCGAUGUUCGAGGCCGCGCGCGCCUCCAGCUGCCAGACGUUUCUGGUGCGCGCCUCGCUGCUGCCGCAGCUGGGGCGCCUCUGUGGGCGCUGGACGGCGGUGGCCGUGUCUCUGACCUGCGCCCUGGGGGCCCUGCUGCUGCAGGCGCUGGCGCUGGGCCACGUGUUCCAACUGCCGGGGGUGUGGCAGCUGUGCGCCUUCCUCACCUGCCAGCUGGUGAUUUUGCUGUCCACCGCCCAGUGCAAGGGCUCCAGCUUCCCCUGGAUCGACACCUUCGAAACGGACCGCCAGCUCUGGAUCUGCCGCAGCCCCAUAGCCAACCGGGUGGGGGACUCCAAGAUGGACAAGGAAGCAGACAAGCUGGAGGCGGAGAAGUUGGAGAAGCUGGAGAUGCUGGAGAGGAAGGAGAGGAACCAGAGGAGGAAGGAGAGGAGGACAGAGAUCGAGGCCCUGGCCAGCUCGGAGUUCAAGAGCCUCCUGCGUCUCACGCUCCGCGAGACCUUGGAGGAGAUGUCUGAGCCGACGUCUGAGCCGAUUGAGGGAGCUCCCGCAGCCGCGGGCGGCGCGGGCGGCGCGGGCGACGCGGGCGGCGCGGGCGGCGCGGGCGGCGCGGGCGGCGCGCCCCGCGCGUUGCCAACGCUGCUCGGCGAGAGACGUUUCCACUUCCGACGCUCCAAAGAGAGUAAAGAGACCCGAGGGUAG
This is a messenger RNA of Effrenium voratum, 2448 nucleotides long. The record is from the annotation of a GenBank genome assembly. NCBI's taxonomy places the organism in Eukaryota, Dinophyceae, Suessiales, Symbiodiniaceae.